GUUAGAUAAACCAGGAUUACUCUCAAAAUUCAAAAAUCGGUUCUUGGGGUCUACUGAGGGAGCUCAUCCAUUUUUUCUACGAGCUGCUGGAAUGACAUUUCACUUUCGUUAUGUCCUUAUUGAUGCAAAUGACUACAACGGAUCAGCAAUUGUUUAUAGCUCACACAUCAAAAUGGAGCAAAAUUCUGACCUUGUGUUUCAUUUCUUGAGAACUGGAACUCUUCCAGAAACUUGGUUUUAUCAGUUUCUACUUCCAAUUGGGUAUAUUGACAACAUUUAUUUAUGCAAGUUUUGCAAUAUCAUAUAAUAACUUAAAUGCAUGCAAAUAAUAUAAACGUGCAAUUUUUCAGACCCCCAAAAAUUCCAGCAUCUGGAACAUAUCCAAUAUUUAUGUACGAAGUGGUGCAAGUCGAUCAGGAGUUGGACCAUCAAUUCAAAACUAGCAUACGGCCAGACAACUUUCCACAAUUACGACAACAACCCGCACUCUGCCUCAGCCUUGAUCAUAAAACUUAUUUUUACCAACCAACGAAAACCCACGAUCUGUGGUCCCUUCUCUCAGAGAUUCUGUUCCAUAAGCUUAUUUAUGCCUCACAAAUCUACGACAUAGCCAUGAGGAUAAAAGUUGACGAGCUAAAUUACUACCACUACAGCAAAUGGAAGAAACGACUAUUGACCAAGGGCCAUGCUCAAAGUGAGAAAUUACGACAACAGUACAAACGGUCCUCCAAAGUUAUAACCAGGCAUCGUGGAGACACCCAAGAUAUUCAGCGCGUUUCAGACGCAAUAGGACUUUCGUACACGUUAAUUGGCUUGGAUGCAAAUGGAAACUUUUUUUGGAAAGAGUGCAUUAAGCCGGAGCAACCCGUGGAAGAAGGACUCCAAAAAAUUUCAUUAUUUGUCAGGUUGCUCAAAAACAGGCAACCCGUCUGGUAUUGCAUGGACGACUCCGAGGUGGACGUGGUCAAGGAGGCCGAGGUUUAUGGCAACUCCACUUUCACCGAUACCACCACCCUUCAACGGGAAAUGUAUUUCAAACAGCACCGGAUAGAGGAGGAAGAAGGAUUGGGGCUUAUUUCCAAUGUUGUUGUACCGUCCUCAGCAUCCCGAUUCAAAUCUUUACGUAUGUACGAUCAAAAAAAUAUUUUUUUUGUAAAACCAUCAUGCUCAACCAUGAUUCGUGCAGUGAGUGGGAUUUUCACCGGAGGGAAAAGUGGUGAUCCACCCAGCUUCAUGCGGCAACCUGUUUCUGAUACAAUGGCAGCAAUAUUGGGAAGAGCAUCAGAGUUCGUUGCACGAUUAAUCCGACGAAAUACAAGAGUUGAGCCUGAAGAAUUAUCAGCACAGCAGAAAGAAAAGCAGAUUUCUUCUGGUGAACAUCCCUGACCUGCGAGUUUUUUCACGUUCAUGUUUUUUAGUUUGCAGUCGAAUAUCGAAUAAAUAAUUAUAGCUCUCGGA
Molecule: messenger RNA, 1458 nt
Organism: Folsomia candida
Lineage: Eukaryota; Metazoa; Arthropoda; Collembola; Entomobryomorpha; Isotomidae
Exons: 3
Coding region: 316-1386 (356 amino acids)
Source: RefSeq, a predicted model, not a curated record